CAUUGACCGACCAACCUCUGACAGAUCUGCCCCCCAGACUUUGUCAGUUUGUCCAGUCUGUACCCGACGCAGACUCGCUGGCAACAUUUCGCACUUUCUGCUACCACUUGAAGUCGUACUGAAGUUCAAGUUCUGAUGCACAGGACGCUAUCUACAGUCGCGCGUGGAACAGCGUUCGAGCAAAGGUCGCUCCAAUUGCUUCAAGAAAGUUUCUCGAUGUCACUCAAACGCGUUGGUGGCAAGUCUGACGGCGGCGUCGACUUGCUUGGCUGGUGGUGGCUACCCCUCUCCGAACCACAGUCUUCUCAAUCCACCGCAAUCACCCUUCCCCGUAGACGCAUCCGCGUGCUCGCACAAUGCAAAGCGGAAAAGAAGAAAUUCUCGCCAAACUAUGUUCGCGAGAUGGAAGGUGUAUGGCAUACGCAUACUACCACUCAGGCCCCCUCCUCCACACCCGUGUCUGAACUGGGUACAGUGGCAUUGCUCCUCUCAGAGUCAAAAUUCACCACUGCGACCCUCACCCGUGCACUCGGUUCCAGCGUCCCUUUUCUCCUCAUGCACCUCCCUCCUCUACCGGUGUCCUCAGAUCCACGCGUUGAAACCACCCUCGGAGAAGUCGGCUCCGCUUUCUGGAACCCCGCUCUAGGUGGUGCGCAAGGUCUUCUUCGCGGGGACCUUGAUGUUCGCUGGGAACGUGACCCGGGAGGGGGUGGGCGGCCUGGGUUAUGGUGUCGUGACGAGAGGCUCCAGAACUGGACACCGGAUACGCACGGGGAGUGUCUUAAUGCGCUCGAGGACAUCGAUCGAUAACUAGGAUAGUGAUCAAUCGAUGGAUGAUUUGACUUGGGCAUUGAAUGUCGCUACAACUGUAUGUAUGCUCUACUUUGGUCACACUUUGCAGAGGCGCCGACUGGGCGCGUGACUGCGUUUGCAUGUUCAUUACAUUACAUUCGAAAUACACUAUCACUGGUGGUCCAGGUGUCUCGAUAUCUGUCGAACCUGGGCUCAAGCAUAUUCCAUAUCUUAGCGCUCAC
Suillus clintonianus is the source of this 1034-nucleotide messenger RNA. RefSeq lists its product as uncharacterized. The transcript has 2 exons. Lineage: Eukaryota; Fungi; Basidiomycota; Agaricomycetes; Boletales; Suillaceae. The record is from RefSeq and is a predicted model, not a curated record. Gene Ontology annotation, cellular component: mitochondrion. Bases 136 to 810 code for a protein of 224 amino acids.